Molecule: messenger RNA, 2250 nt
Organism: Theobroma umbraticum
Lineage: Eukaryota; Viridiplantae; Streptophyta; Magnoliopsida; Malvales; Malvaceae
Gene: TOC64-III
Product: translocon at the outer membrane of chloroplasts 64-III
Molecular function (GO): protein binding
Source: RefSeq, a predicted model, not a curated record
GCACGCAACUCGGUACUUCCGUCUCUUUGAGAAACUGGAAAUCCAGCAGCCUCAUCCACCCAAAGCCAAACCCCACAAAAACCCACCCUAACCCCUCGCCUCCCUUCCUUUCAUUCAAAUCUUUAGGGCCUUAUUCAAACAUCGGCAGCAGCACGCAUGGCUUCUCAUGCCGCCAAUCUGUGGGUGCUGCUGGGGCUGGGCUUAGCUGGAAUUCUUCUAAUGACCAAAAGGCUUAAGAAAACUAUUAAAGCUGACUUUGGAGCUUUCAUCCAAAAGCUAGAGCUGCUUCCACCGCCUCAACCUGCUCCUCCCAAAGCUCCCCACCCUCUUACCGGUCUCAGUUUCGCCGUCUCUGACCUUUUUGACAUUGAAGGAUAUGUGACUGGGUUUGGCCAUCCAGAUUGGGUGAGGACGCAUGAAGCAUCUUCUCGAACGUCUCCUGUGGUCUUGAGCCUUGUAGAAGGAGGCGCCUCUUGUGUUGGGAAAACUGUUGUGGAUGAACUGGCCUACGGUAUCCAUGGUGAGAAUAAACACUAUAGCACACCGACCAAUCCUGCAGCACCAGCACGUAUUCCAGGUGGAUCCUCUAGUGGAGCAGCUGUUGCUGUUGCGGCUAAUUUUGUAGACUUCUCUUUAGGCAUUGAUACUCUUGGUGGCGUGAGAGUACCUGCUGCCUUCUGUGGUGUUAUUGGACUUCGACCCUCAUAUGGUGUUGUUUCUCACACAGGAAUCAUACCUGUUUCUUCAAGUCUCGACACUGUUGGAUUGUUAGCUAAGGAUCCUAACAUUUUACAUCGGGUUGGCCUUGUGCUCUUGCAACUUCCAUUUUCGGUUCAACGCAAUCCUAGGCAAAUUCUGUUGGCUGAUGAUUGUUUUCAACUGCUAAAGAUUCCUAUGGAAAGAGUUUCUCAAGUGGUCAUUAAUUCCACUGAGAAGCUUUUUGGAAGACAAGUAUUGAAGCAUGAAAAUCUUGAGGACUACUUCAGCUCUAAGGUCCCAAGCUUGAAGGAGUUUUAUAGGCAGAAAAUAAAUAGUGAUUUAAAAAUUUCGUCCAUAAGAUUGCUUGCAAAUGUUGCGCAGUUUCUUCAAAGAUAUGAGUUUAAAUGUAUGCAUGAAGAAUGGAUUAGUUCAGAAAAGCCCAUUCUUGAUUCUGCCGUCUCCACACAAAUAAAUGAAACACUGGAUUUGACAGAUAAAGAGAUUGAAAUCUGCAAAUCAAUUAGGAAUGAGAUGCGUUUGGCAGUCAAUUCUCUUCUGAAGGAUGAUGGAAUUCUGGUGAUUCCUACCACUGCUCAUCCCCCUCCGAAACUUGGUAGCAAGGAGAUCUUCUCAGAGGACUACCACAAUUGUAUGUUUAGUCUGUUGAGUAUUGCUAGCAUAUCUGGUUGCUGUCAGGUCACACUACCACUUGGAUAUCAUGAUAAAUACCCUGUUUCGGUGUCCUUCAUAGCCAGGCACGGUGGUGAUCGUUUUUUACUGGAUACGGUUCAGACUAUGUAUUCAUCUCUGCAAGAGCAUGCUGAUACUGUUGCUAAGUCUAAAUCAUCAUGUAAUGCUGUCAACCGGGAACAGUCUGCUGAGGUUGCCAAAGAGAAGGGCAACCAAGCAUACAAAGAUAAACAAUGGCAGAAGGCUGUUGGGUUUUAUACUGAAGCUAUCAAGCUUAAUGGCAAUAAUGCAACAUAUUAUAGUAACAGGGCUGCAGCAUAUCUUGAACUAGGAAGUUUCCUCCAAGCAGAGGCGGAUUGUACCAAAGCCAUAAACCUUGAUAAAAAGAAUGUAAAGGCGUAUUUACGGAGAGGCACUGCUAGAGAAAUGCUUGGCUACUAUAAGGAGGCAAUUGAGGAUUUUAGGUACGCCCUGGUGCUUGAGCCAACCAAUAAAAGAGCAGCCCUUUCUGCUGAGAGAUUAAGGAAGGUCUUUCAGUAGGUGGUCGGAAUAUAAUCAAAUUCCAAGUGGACUCACUGUUGCAGAAUUGGUUCAUAUCUUGGAAGUCUUCCUUGAUUUUGUUGCAUCAAGGGCUUUAACUAGGUGGAGUUUUCGAGCAUCUCAAUGUUGCCCCAGGAUUAGUUUUGAGAGAUGCAUCUUGAUUACGAGAAAUUCUCUUCCUUGGCAGGUCUGGAGAGAUGUUAUUAUUUGAUCUCAUCGCAUUGUCUGCAGCAUUAGUUUAUUAUUAUUAUUGUCAGUGUUGUAAGGAUAGUCCAAUUUUGUUCCUUAAUUUUUUUUUUUGUAUUCUUGUGCAAUACUCGG